This is a messenger RNA of Olea europaea var. sylvestris, 1143 nucleotides long. Its product is annotated as GTP-binding nuclear protein Ran/TC4-like. Gene Ontology annotation, biological process: ribosomal subunit export from nucleus; protein import into nucleus. The transcript is spliced from 8 exons. The coding region runs from base 60 to 689 and encodes 209 amino acids. Gene Ontology annotation, molecular function: GTP binding; GTPase activity. NCBI's taxonomy places the organism in Eukaryota, Viridiplantae, Streptophyta, Magnoliopsida, Lamiales, Oleaceae. Gene Ontology annotation, cellular component: nucleus; cytoplasm. The record is from RefSeq and is a predicted model, not a curated record.
AAUCCCUCUGCGCUUCUAUUCUCCCUCCAUUCAAAAUCACGAAUAGUUUCUCUCUCGCUAUGGCACUUCCGAAUCAACAGCCAGUGGAUUACCCAAACUUCAAGCUUGUCGUCGUGGGCGAUGGCGGUACAGGGAAAACGACGUUUGUUAAACGCCAUCUUACUGGAGAAUUCGAGAAGAAAUAUGAGCCUACAAUUGGUGUAGAGGUAUAUCCAUUGGACUUCUUUACAAACUGCGGCAAAAUAAGGUUCUACUAUUGGGAUACUGCUGGGCAAGAGAAGUUUGGAGGACUUCGAGAUAAUUACUAUAUUCAUGGGAAUUGUGCUAUCAUAAUGUUUGAUGUAACAGGACGCCUUACCUACAAAAAUGUUCCAACAUGGCAUCGGGAUAUCUGCAGGGUGUGCGAGGAUAUUCCAAUUGUACUGUGCGGAAAUAAGAUAGAUCUCAAGAACAGGCAGGUGAAAGAGAAGCAGGUUACAUUCCACCGGAAAAAGAAUCUUCAGUACUAUGAGAUUUCAGCGAAGAGCAACUACAACUUUGAGAAGCCAUUCCUGUAUCUUGCUAGAAAACUUGCAGGGGAUUCUAAUCUUCAUUUUGUUGAGUCACCUGCUCUUGCUCCUCCUGAAGUUCAACUAAAGCAUGAAUCGGAACUAAAUAAUGCACGGAAUCGGCCACUUCCCGAUGACUAGGACGAUGAUGAUUUCAUUGGUUAGAUCGAGUUUCCUAUUCAAUUUUAGGGAAACUGGUUGCAGAUAUCAAUCUGAUUAGGUUCCAAAUGUCUAGAUCACACGGAGUUCAGAUUUCUACUUUGGUUCUCUCAUUCAUCUGUGAUCUUGCAAUUUCUUAGCUCUAAGAGAGGCACAAAAUAUUUGUUUUUUGUUUCUGUUUUUGUUUUUUAAACACUAUUUUCCUAAUAAAUUGCUGCUCAUGCAUUGGAAGAACUUGCUCUUUACAGCAGAAUUUUAAUAGAAAAUUGAGACAAUAUACACAAAAUAAAUAAACUUUCAUUCAAAAGUUUUCCAAACGGUGCAACAUACAGCACAUCAAGAUUGUUAUAGAGAAACUAACCCUCAAUUGUUACAGACACAAGGGCAGUGAAUAAAAAGUAAAAACAUACAGUGUAUCCAAGUAGUAUUUAUUACU